Astyanax mexicanus (Mexican tetra) is the source of this 2743-nucleotide messenger RNA. It is a transcript of the gene lcor, whose product is annotated as ligand dependent nuclear receptor corepressor. The record is from RefSeq and is a predicted model, not a curated record. Gene Ontology annotation, molecular function: DNA binding. Gene Ontology annotation, cellular component: nucleus. Gene Ontology annotation, biological process: regulation of transcription by RNA polymerase II. Lineage: Eukaryota; Metazoa; Chordata; Actinopteri; Characiformes; Acestrorhamphidae. The transcript has 7 exons. The coding region runs from base 18 to 1913 and encodes 631 amino acids.
GGAGGGGCCGACAGAAAAUGGCGAGUCUGUGCAAAAGGCAGCAAUGCACGAUCGAGAGGCGCGGCUUUCGGCAGGAACUUGACUCAUGGAGGCAUAAACUCAUUCACUGUGUAGGUUUUGAAAGCAUUUUGGAAGGGCUGUUUGGGCCAGGGCUAGUCAAAGAUUUUCCUCUUUUUCAAGAUUGUGCGCCAAAGUGUGUUUCAGAUUGGUCUUUUGAUGAAAACUGUCUCUUCUGCUGCUUAAGACGAGAGAAAGUAAAGGAGAACUUGAGUGGUUUAAACCAAAAUUUGUCAGAAGCAGACAGACAAAAGCAGGAGCAAUCAAGUAUCAACAGACUCGAGAAGCAAGCAGAAGAUUUCCUCAAUGCUGUCUUCUCUAAAAGAGCAGACCGCUCCAGCUUCUCAGAUCCCCACAUUCCUCUAGUGGCACGUGAGAUCAUGCAGCGAAUGAUCCGCCAGUUUGCCGUGGAAUAUACCUCAAAAACCAGUGCAACUCAGGAUAUACCCCAACCCCAGUCCCAGCUCAACGGCACCAAGGACCAAAGUCUGCAAAAAGUGCCCUCGCCAGAACUGUCUGCCACAACGCCCACCUCCCUCAGUACGGGUCUUAACACCAACAUCGCUGCCUCAGCACAGAAUCCUGUCCUUAGCAAACUUCUAAUGGCUGACCAGGAUUCUCCACUGGACCUCACUGUUAAAAAGCCAGACACGGAGUCCAGCAACCAAGAUGGAGUCCUUGACCUCUCAACAAAGAAAAACAAGAACCGUAGCAGCAUCUCUUUCAGAACCUCUCACAGCUUCUCCAUCAUGCCUGUAAUCAGGGGGCAUUCUCUGAAAGUUGAACAAAACUACCAAGACAUUGAUGAAGAUGGCCUGGCACAAAAAAACUUGCAGGAUGGCCUCUGGGAGAACCGUCCUGGCUCUGCACUCAUCAAGCCUCCGCUUGCCCGCUCGCUUUUCAUAAAGGAGGAGUUCCUCAGUCAGAAGCAUCGCUCCCUUGGACAACAGUCACCUCUUUCAUUGGCCAACUUGGAUACGGUGGGUCUGCUUAAUCACAGUCAGACACAUCAUCUCUUAUUUCGUGAUGGCUCAUGGGGAAAACCUCAGUUAGGCGGUUUAUUAAAGCUCAAACAGGCCAGCAACAACCUCAGCGAUUUAAAGGACCUGCCACUUUUUUUGGAGAACAACGGAGCUGUCACCAAGGGUUCCAGUGCCUCCUAUGACAAAGCUCUUGAUACCUCUAUCAUCUCAGUGAAGAAGGAGCCUGGGAACUCUCCUCCAGUGGACUUGAAGAUCCCACAAGUUAGGGGAAUGGAUCUUUCCUGGGACUGCCACGGUAACACCUCAGAUAUCUAUAAUUUUAAUUCCAUGUCUGUCAGCGGCGCACACUCCGAGAAUUGUCUAAGCAGGAAGCUUAGGGCUAUCUUACCCAAACAGAACCGCAGGAUGGGCCUGGGAGGCCUCUUUGAUGGAAACGUCAUGGGCGAAUACUGGAGCACAGAUGCUGACCAAUCAACAUCUGGACAACAGUAUGCAACCUCCGACCCCGAGGCAGAUCCAACAGGCUCCAAACAGCCCCGCAAGAAGAGAGGCCGCUACCGCCAGUAUAACACCGAGAUCCUGGAAGAGGCGAUUGCUGUGGUGAUGGGUGGGAAAAUGAGUGUUUCAAAGGCGCAGAACAUCUACGGUAUCCCCCACAGUACCCUGGAGUACAAAGUGAAGGAGAGGAUGGGCACGCUGAAGAACCCGCCAAAGAAGAAGCUGAAGCUCAUGAUGAAGAUCGAGGGGCAAGAGUCUGCAAUCACUGCAGAAACCGAAUCAACAUCAAAACCAACCACCACUACUUCCAGUGCCGUGGAAGAGGACGUAUCGCAGGAAGUGGGAGAAGCAAAAGAAUAUAAAAUGAGUGAAUAAAAAUAAAAAUACACCAAGUAACAAAGUCGAAGAGGAAAACCCACAAAACUCGUUUCCUAAAUGAAAACAGACAGGGCUUUAAAUGUGCCAAUUUACUUUGCAGUAUCUGGGUGAGCACAACUGCAGGGAUCCAAUAACUGGGGAUAAAAAGCUAUUUUUUUUAGGUGACAAAUGCUUCUGAAAGCCAUAGGUGAAUCAAAACCAGACAUUUUAUUAGAAGAAAAAGAGAAAAAAAGAAACGUAGGCUCAUUAACUUGCCCCCUAUUUGCCUCUUUUCCUCCCUGCCAUUAUCGUGCAGUGUCCUGUUAUGAUGAAUAAGAAAAAUGGGGAGCAGUAGGUGAGCAAAAUGGUUAAAAUGAGCCCUUUAAAAAAAUGAACUCUUUCCUUUUUGUUACCGCAGCUCCUCCCUCUCUUUGUCACAGUUUGUGAUGGGUAACUUUUAAAACUUUGAAACCUAACCUAAGUAAGGAUGAUGAUUAUGAAUAUGAUUAUGAGGAUGGUGACUAUGAUUAUGCUAUAUACGUAUAGUACAUACUUACUAUAUGUAUAUAGUACGUAUGCAUAUACAAACACAUUAUAUAUGUUAUAAUGUGCUUGUGUUUGUGUGUUUGUGCGUGUGUGUACAUAUGUGUAUGUAUAUGUUUGUUUAAAUUGCUGUCUCGCAAAAAAAAAAGGAUUUAACUAUAAAACGGCAUCUUUACAGUUGGAGGAAUAUAUAUAUAUAGAUAUGUAUAAAGAUUUUAUUUUAAGUCAUUUUGGAGCAUUUCGAUUGGUCAGUUCAUCAUAAAAUUUUGCCAUGACAAAUUCUAUAAAAGAUCUUUGUUUUUUUU